AUGCAGUGCGACAUAUGUUUUCGAACUGGUGGUAACAAGUUGCCAUUCCUAUGCCCUACCGAUGCUCGUAACCAGCUUUAUGAAACCCGGGUCCAGAACGCUCAGAUCCUACUUGAGAAGGAUGCACUCGACCAGAAGAUAACAUCCCUUCUUUUACCGAAGCCUAAGGGCGAUAACACCACGGCUGAAGCAUCUACGAGUCGGCAGAAAGUUGGUGCUAUAAGUUUCGAGAGAGAUCAAGCUCUAGAUAGGACGCAGCAGAUAAUCGUACAUGCCGAUGAACUGAGGGCCAAAGUUGAGCAAGCGAAGGAGGACAUAGCCAAGAGGAAAGUCAACCUUGCUCGCAGAAGUUCGGAACUAGCUUCAGCAUCAAAUGGAACCGAGGCUAGGAGAGGAAGGCAGACUGAAGAGGUGGAGAAGUCUAUUCGUAUGACCAAGUACAAGUGGAAGAAGGAUCAUGCUGCACUUGCCAUCUCACGAACCUUCCUCUGCGGCGAGGCUGCGAAGUUAUACGGGCUGCGAAGGACUAGAAGGAACGGUGGAUUAGAGAAUUAUAUUAUCGGCUAUGUAGGAAUUAUUGAUUUGAGAGCUAUGAACAGCAAGUCUACCCCUUCUGCAAGUCCUGCCCAGGUAUCAACGGCUCUAUCACACAUUGUGCAUCUCCUGAUGCUAGCUAUGCAUUAUUUGGCUAUACGUCUACCUGCUGAGAUAACUCUUCCUCAUCGAGAUUAUCCUCUGCCUACCAUAUUUCCCCUUGCCUCAUCCCAUACCUACAAAGAUGUACCCUUUCCUAGCAAUACUCCUGGGCACUCUUCCAACACUAGCCCAACCGCAUCACGACAUGCUGAGCAGGCACACUUACCCCGUCCUCGACCCCUAUUCAUCACAAAACCACUUCCUAUCCUAGCAACAGAGGAUCCAGCAGCAUAUGGCCUGUUUAUUGAAGGUGUAACACUAUUAGCAUACGACAUCGCAUGGGCAUGCAAGAGCCAGGGUAUUCCUGUAGGAGACGACAGCAGCUUUGAUGAUAUUUGUAAUAUUGGGAGGAAUUUGUAUAGCCUACUCAUAGGCUCUCGACAACGUCCAGCACCGCCAAGUCGUGUACCAUCAGCACAGUCCACGCCGUCAAAGGGUGGAAAUCGAGACAGUGAGACAGAGGACAAGAAGUCAAAUCCUGAUCCGCUCAUGGGCAAAUAUUCUCAUGGGACUGCCCUAUCAUUUCUAGGAAGCGCGGAAGGGACAGAAUUUGUGCGCAGCUGGAAGCUAUUGAGUCCUGUGAAACUAGCAGAUAGACUCAAGGCGAAGCUGAUGAGUGAAGUUGCUAAUGCCGAAUGGGAGGUAUUGGAUGAAGAUGCAUGGGCAGUAGACGAUGAAAUGGGUGAUGAUGGAGUCAUUGUAGGGGCAAGGAAGGAGGGGGAUAGGGGAAUAGGCUUAGGGAUGCAAAGUUUCAUGAGUAUGAAGACUGUAAUGGAUGCCGUGGAAAUGGUAGGAGGUGGUGAUGGGGAUAGGAAGCCAGGAACUAGCGGCUGGACGAAGCUGAAGCCUAGGUAG
This is a messenger RNA of Lachnellula hyalina, 1551 nucleotides long. RefSeq lists its product as uncharacterized. Gene Ontology annotation, biological process: SNARE complex assembly. The record is from RefSeq and is a predicted model, not a curated record. Bases 1 to 1551 code for a protein of 516 amino acids. Lineage: Eukaryota; Fungi; Ascomycota; Leotiomycetes; Helotiales; Lachnaceae. Gene Ontology annotation, cellular component: endosome; lytic vacuole. The transcript has 2 exons. Gene Ontology annotation, molecular function: SNARE binding.